AACGAAGAAUCUGGUUCAGCAGUUGUUGGCUGUUGGAGUACUCCACAAGAUGAAGACCAUGGUGACGCCAUUGAUGAGGAUCUCCCCAUCUUUUCGCCAAAAUGCCCAUAAAGCCCUUCCCUUCUCUCCAACACGUCACUCUUCUUCACCAAACUCCUUCACCUUCAUCUCCGCCAUUCCCACUCUUUCCAUUUCCAUGGCCGCUUCUUCCCAAUCCACCGCUCCGGCUGUGCCCUCUGGUGAUGUUGGCAUGAAAAAAGAUGAAGUUUUUCAAUUAAUUCAAGCGCAUCAGGAAAAAGCUGCUAGACUUCCACCGGUUGAACAAGUUCGAACUGUCCUUGAUCAUAGCCUACGCGGGGUGCUCUCAACAUUCUCUAAGAAGUACGAGGGUUAUCCAUCAGGGUCUAUGGUUGACUUCGCAUGUGAUGCAAAUGGAUGCCCAAUAUUAGCAGUGAGCGAUUUGGCAGUUCAUACCAAGGACUUAACUGCUAAUCCUAAAUGUUCAUUGCUUGUGGCUAGAGAUCCUGAAGAUAGGACUGAUUUAGUGAUAACUUUACAUGGUGAUGCUGUCUCUGUACCUGAAAAAGAUAAAGAAGCCGUUCGAGCUGCAUAUUUAGCAAGACAUCCCAAUGCAUUUUGGGUUGACUUUGGAGACUUCCAAUUUGUUCGCAUUAAACCAAAGACUGUACGAUUUGUGUCAGGUGUUGCCACAGCUUUAUUAGGAUCAGGAGAGUUUGAUGGAGAUGAGUAUAAAUCUGCAAAAGUUGAUCCAGUCGCUCAGUUUUCCAAGCCAGUGGCGUCUCAUAUGAACAAAGACCAUGGUGAAGAUACAAAAGUGAUUGUGCAGCACUGGACCUCAGUUCCGGUGGACUUUGCUGACAUACUAGAUUUGGAUUGUCUUGGUUUCAAUGUUAAGGCUGGUUAUCAAGGAGAUACUUUCAAGCUCCGUGUACCUUUCCCUCGACGUGCAGAAGAUAGAAAGGAUGUUAAGACUCUCAUUGUUGAGAUGCUCCAAGCUGCCAGGCCUCAAGGUGAUUGAUUAUUCCAGUGAUCAAAGAUGAUAGCGCGCUCCACAAGUCAUCCUUUGGAAGAGGACUAAAUGUGUACCUAAAAAAGUAGGAAAGUAAAUUUAGUUAUAUUUUGCAAAGAUAAAGAUGACAAGUCAUAUGGUUGACUUUGUAUACUUUUUUUACAUUGGGAAUUUUCGUGGGGUGAAAACACUUGAAAAUUCAGACACAUGUGGUGUAGUAGCCUCUCAAAAUUACAAGUGGUGUAGUAGCCUCUCAAAGACACAUGUGGUUGACAUUGUACAUAAAUGAUUACUAGAUCUUUCUGUGAGUUGUACUCUAUUUGAGAGUUGAAACAGUUUAUGAAUAAUCCUUAUAUAAACAACAUUUUAAUUUUUUAA
Messenger RNA from Lotus japonicus, 1408 nucleotides. RefSeq lists its product as uncharacterized. NCBI's taxonomy places the organism in Eukaryota, Viridiplantae, Streptophyta, Magnoliopsida, Fabales, Fabaceae. The record is from RefSeq and is a predicted model, not a curated record. Bases 50 to 1039 code for a protein of 329 amino acids. The transcript is spliced from 13 exons.